Molecule: messenger RNA, 1218 nt
Organism: Fusarium fujikuroi IMI 58289
Lineage: Eukaryota; Fungi; Ascomycota; Sordariomycetes; Hypocreales; Nectriaceae
Exons: 2
Coding region: 1-1218 (405 amino acids)
Source: RefSeq, a predicted model, not a curated record
AUGUCAGCAUUGGCGGAGAAAAUCGGCACCAAGCUUCUGGUAAAGUUUGCUUGUGGCAUCGCAGGAGCAGCUGGCGCCAAGGCUUUUGAGAAGGGCUUUGAGGAGUUCUUUGGCAGCGAUGAAGGCAACAUCAAAAACGAGAUCGCAGAUGUCAAGAAGGACCUUAAAGAAGCCAUUGGCCUCAUUCGCGAUGUCAAGAAGUCCAUUGACAAUCUUGCUAGCCAAUUGGCCGAUAGCAUUCUGCAACUUCGAAGUGACUCCCUGAAGAGUCAUUUGACAAAGAUUGACAGUCUCUACAACGGCAUUAUUGACAUUUUCGAGACUGUUGUUCGUGACUCCGAGAUCGCGGAUCUUGAGAAACGCCAGGAGAAAAUGCGUGAUCUCCAGAAGCGAUUGGAUAAUCGCCUCAAGGAGGCUGUCAAGGAGGUUCCAGAGAGUCUUGAACAAAUCAACAGCUUUUUGGGCGAGGAGGGGAAGAGUUCAUUCUUACAGCAACUUGCACAGCGAGCCUUUGACAACUCAGAAGAAUUCCGAAUUUUCUACCUUCGAUGCAGAGCUUUGGUCUACAGCUACUGGGCCGUGGUCGGGCGGGGAAUCGAGCUUCUAGAGAUGGCGACAAAAUCCCCCAAGGUUCACUUCUCUGAAGGAGAAAAGACUACCGCCCGUCACCUUGGAUACCUGGAGAAGCAGCAACAGCUUUUCGAGUCAUCUGUGGGCAAGGCUACCAUCGACCUUUACAACAGUCUGAUGGAAGUCGAGGGUGAGAUGAAGUUGCCAAUCUGGUUUGCGACUGGCGAUGGAUCGGGACUUGGAAAGGUGUCGCACCUUAUUCCCUCCACUCCCAUCCCCAUUGCAAGUGGCGGGUGGCAGAAAUGGCACCUGAUACCGGCGUCGGGCAGGGAGUCACUUGAUUCAUUCAGCGGCUCUGCCUACUGGCUGCAAGAGAUUGAAACAGGCGAUUACUUGGGCAUCGUGACCGCAGGUGGUGGCUACAAUAGUGCCAGAUUCGUCGUUAAAGGGCAUGGGCUCAAAAUCCCCGUUCAGUGGAACUGGUUUAUCAAGCCUGCAGCGCCAGGUUCCGACAGGUUUACUAUUAGGCAGGAGGAUUCCCCAGGCUGGGUUAUCGGUGUGGACAACGUGACUAAGGCUUUGGGCAUGAAGGAGCCUUUGCCUAGCCCGAGUGCUGAGUUGUUCCAAAUUCUACCUCUGGAUAGCUGA